CUUGUCAGUGGGAUGGCACGUAUUCACACACUCGCCGAACAUUCCCCAUCGUGCUGUCAGCCUGGGCGAGGGGCGUUGCUAUCUUGGCACGGCUGCAAUAACCUCAUUGAAAGGACAGUACAGGACGGGUUAUGAACCAGCAACUUCGAAAAUGCAGAAAAGCCAGACCGAGCACCUCUAUAAAAUAUUAGUCAUCGGUGAUCUGGGUGUAGGAAAGACCAGUAUUAUCAAGCGUUACGUACAUCAAAACUUUUCCCAACAUUAUCGAGCUACGAUUGGCGUGGAUUUCGCACUUAAAGUACUUAACUGGGACUCAGAGACUGUAGUUCGACUGCAGUUAUGGGACAUAGCGGGUCAAGAACGAUUUGGGAACAUGACAAGAGUAUACUACAGAGAGGCCUUUGGAGCAUUUAUUGUCUUUGAUGUUACGCGAGCCACAACAUUCGAAGCAGUGUCCAAAUGGAAGGAUGACUUAGACUCAAAAUUAACUCUACCUAAUGGCAAACCUGUCUCAGUUGUCCUAUUGGCAAACAAAUGUGAUCAAGGGAGUGAGUUCUUAGCUGCCAAUCCUGGAAAGAUGGAACAGUUCUGCAAGGAUCAUGGAUUUGUCAGCUGCUUUGAAACUUCAGCAAAGGAAAAUGUCAACAUUGAUGAAGCGGCUCGAUGUUUGGUCAAACACAUCAUGGAUAGUGAAAAUGAUCUUGCACAGUCUGUUGAGUCUGAUGUUGUCACCCCAGCACUCAAUUCCUUCAGAAGCAACAGCAGCUGCUCAUCUUGUUUUAAGUCUUAGAUUGGGAUCUUGUCGUAACAGGCCUGUUACAACUUCCACACUUACAUUUGUAUUUGAAAUAAGUACAUUAUUAACUGGAAUCUGAAUGGUGGUGGAAUUUUGAAAAAUGUGAAAGAAUUGAAAUUUCAGUUACAAUAACUUGCAAUGAUGUAUCUCAUGUCUAACAGAAAAAUCAUUCCAAAGUGCUUCACAGGAUUAGGAAAGAAAAGGCAGUUUUAUGUCACAAAAGAAGUUUUGUGUCACACAAAUGACUAAUUUUGGACCAGGCACUGGUCUUUACAUUGUGUAUUCAAAAGAAGAGGAUAAAAUUCAACUUUGACAGGGGCAGAAAAGGGGCUAUAGCAGAUGAGUUAUUCCAAUGGAAAGGAAUGCUAGUAGGAUAUAUGUCAGCAAAUGAUCUACCCCUGCCCAUUAUGAACCCCAGCCAGACGUAAAUUUCAUUUCCAGUGUAAUUUUUAUCUGCCAGUGGUGCGAAUCAAAAUAUAAUCACAUACGUUUGGCAGCAUUUUAUGAUUCCAUGAAUGUUUGCUGGACAUUUUGUGAUAGCUACUGCCAUCUUACUUGCCAUUCUAUUUUAAAAAAAAAUUAAGCCAUGAGGACUGAUGCAUCUAUGAGGCAAGAGGAGGAAGGUGAUAUUGAGCACAGUGCUAACCCAAAUCCCUUAAAUCGUAAUCCUCUUUUUAAAACUUCUUAUGUAGCAUCUUUUGAAAUGCCUUCUGAAAACCCAAAUAUCUGAUCUCCAUUGGUUUUCUUUAAUUUUCCCUUCAAAGCACAUUCUCAAAAGAGAUUUGUAAAACACAAUUUCCAUUUCAUAAAAUUUUUCAUUCUGCCUAAUUAUGUUACGAUUUUCCAAGUGCCAUCUACAAACUAUCUUAGAUCCUGUCACUUACCCUACUACCAGGCCAGAGAGCCUGUCAAAAUGAUUCCGAUAUUCUUGAACCAAGGUGAUCUAUCCAGAUUCCCCUUCCCUAAUGAGAUGUGCUUUUUCACUUGCUGCAGCUGAGUGGUAAAUCAAAAAUUUAAUUUAGUUACAAGUCUGUUGAGCACAACAGUAUUUAAUUCUUAACCAUUCAUCAAAAUAACAAAAACAGAAUUUUACCUAAGACAAACAUGGGAAAAACUCAUUUUAAUUACCUUUGUGCUAUUGUACUCCAGUGUACAGAUUACUAUUAUUCUUUGAGGGGGGAUAUUUCUUUGGAACUUCUGAGUUUGUCACCGUAAGUUUGAUGGAAACUUACUUAUAAGUAUAAAUCAUGUUCUCUUCUGUGAAAGUAAUGGAAUAAAAGCUUUGAUGAGAUUCA
Chiloscyllium plagiosum (whitespotted bambooshark) is the source of this 2091-nucleotide messenger RNA. It is a transcript of the gene rab38a, whose product is annotated as RAB38a, member RAS oncogene family. The record is from RefSeq and is a predicted model, not a curated record. Gene Ontology annotation, cellular component: phagocytic vesicle; late endosome; trans-Golgi network. Gene Ontology annotation, biological process: phagosome-lysosome fusion; endosome to lysosome transport. NCBI's taxonomy places the organism in Eukaryota, Metazoa, Chordata, Chondrichthyes, Orectolobiformes, Hemiscylliidae. Gene Ontology annotation, molecular function: GTP binding; GTPase activity.